Chara braunii is the source of this 1386-nucleotide messenger RNA. NCBI's taxonomy places the organism in Eukaryota, Viridiplantae, Streptophyta, Charophyceae, Charales, Characeae. The record is from the annotation of a GenBank genome assembly.
GUAAGUACGGACAAGUUCGGACAAGCACGGACAAGCAAGAAUAAGUACGGACAAGUACGGACAAGUACGGACAAGCAAGAAUAAGUACGGAUGACAUGCGAAUGAAGUACGGAGAAGUACGGGUAAGUAGUGGUAAGUAGGCCAAGUACAGAAGAAGACCGCAGCCAAUUUGCUGCAAAGGUUCUGGUGGCCCACGAUGUUAAACGAUGCUAAGUUGUACGUGGAAACUUGUCAAGUUUGUCAACGAGACAAGCCCCGUACUCAGGCUCCUCUUGGGCUGCUCAAGCCCCUUCCGAUUCCGGAAAGGCCGGGUGAAAGUUUGUCCAUGGACUUCAUGGAUACGCUGGUCACCAGCAAGAGUGGGAUGAGGCAGAUCUUCGUCAUUAUGGAUAGGUUUAGUAAGUAUGCUAGGUUAAUAGCCAUGCCGGAAACAGCGAAGACUGAGUAUGUAAUCAGGCUGUUCAAGGAGAACUGGGUGAGGGAUUUUGGAUUGCCUAAGUCUAUUGUAAGUGACAGGGAUGUCAGAUUUACAAGUGAGUUAUGGAAGGCCGCUGCAGCUGAACAGGGAACUCAACUGCAAAUGGCUUCUGGAAACCACCUAGAAGCAAACGGCCAGGCUGAACAGAUGAACCGCGCUGUUCAACACUUGUUGCGGUAUUACAUUAAGCCCAAUCAGGUGGACUGGGACGAGAAGCUUGCUCUUGUCGCCAGUCUGUACAAUAACGCUGUACACAGCGCUACCGGGGAGGCUGUAGAGCAUAUGCAGAAGGCGCAGACAACAAUGAUAGAAUCUGAGAAUAAACACCACCGCCCUUCUACAUUUCAGGUUGGGGAUAGAGUCUGGGUCAAGUCUCCAGAACUGGGACAGGAGUUCGGGAUAUCCCACAAACUCAUGCCUCAGUACUUUGGACCUUGGGAAGUUUUAGACGUAGUAGGGACAGAUCCUGAUGGUCCAUCUUAUGUCAUCCGUAUCCCUGGUCAUCUCAGAACUUACCCUGUCUUUCACGCCUCUAAGCUCGCUGUGUUCGAGGAAACUGAUCAGUUUCCCUCUCGUCGAUCAAUGCUGCCCCCAACCAUGGACGAAGAAGUCGACAUCGAUGAUAUCGUUGACCACAGGGAGAUGCCUGUUCAGAAGCCUCCGGGAAGAAGACGUCCUCCAAAGCCAAAGCUGCAGUUUCGUGUCCACUUCAAACAUCACACAGAUCCAAAGGAGGACCGAUGGUUUACUCGGGAGGAAUUGAUGCACACCGCUCCUCAAAUCGUUGCCCGCUAUGAGAAGGAUGUAUUGAAAGGAAAGCGCCAGAUGGCUCAGGAUUGAUCUUCUCAGAGGACUAACGAAGAUGUGGAGGAGGGAAUCCGAGGCUACACCCGCUUAGCCCCCACGGG